AUGCAGCUUACCAAAGUCUGUCUUGCCUUCGGCAUAUUUGCAGCUGCUUUCGCGCAGUCCAAGAUCAAGAUCAUGCCUUUGGGUGACUCUAUCACCGAAAUAACUUGCUGGAGAGCACUGGUAUGGGACCAGUUUGUCAAGGAGAAUCUUGCCGACAAGGUGCAAUUCAUUGGCUCCAUGACGAACAACCCCCAAAAUUGCCGAGCCCAGUCAGGCUCUUUUGACCUCCAUCAUGAGGGCCACUCGGGUUGGCUCUCCAUCAACAUUGCCAACCAGUAUCUACAGGGGUGGCUUGCAAGCACUAAGCCUGAUAUUGUGCAGUUCAUGCUUGGCACCAACGAUGUAGCGCAAGGGCGCACGACCAACGAUAUUGUCGCUUCGUACACGAAGAUGGUAGGGUUGAUGAGGGCGUCCAACCCGCGCAUGAAGAUUCUGAUUGAUCGCUUGAUCCCGUUGUCCUUUAAUGGGGGUGGAAUCGAUACUUUGAACCAGCGAAUCCCGGGAUGGGCCAUCGAACAGAACUCUACCAACUCUCCAAUCACAGUUGCGGACUGCUCGAGUUCUGCCGGGUUCACAACCUCCAUGUUGCGAGAUGGCGUACACCCCAACGAUCAGGGAGACCAGGUCAUAGCCCGGCAGGUGGGUCCAUUGCUGAUCAAGUACGUCAGGGAUCUCAUUGCCGAGAGGGGGCUAUGA
This is a messenger RNA of Colletotrichum scovillei, 696 nucleotides long. Its product is annotated as cellulose-binding protein. Lineage: Eukaryota; Fungi; Ascomycota; Sordariomycetes; Glomerellales; Glomerellaceae. The transcript is spliced from 3 exons. Bases 1 to 696 code for a protein of 231 amino acids. The record is from RefSeq and is a predicted model, not a curated record. Gene Ontology annotation, molecular function: phosphatidylcholine lysophospholipase A1 activity.